AUGGCUAAAAUUCACCUUGUUUUCAUCCUGGUCAAGGAAUAUAUGCCUUUUGCUGCUGCUACCACCACCAGCAUCACCAUUAUCACAGUCAUCCUCAUCCUCAUCACCGAUUACAUGUAUUUUGACACCAAAGUCAGCACACCUUUGCUCCACUACCUCUUCCUCUGCUACUCGGCUGCCACAGUUUAUUGUCUGCGUCCAGACAGAGAAAGUAGGCAGCUUGCUUUCCACAGUCAGCCUUUGCACCUCACUAACUUUCCCUCGUUGAUGGGAGGAGAGGAGGGGGAUAGAGGCAGAGAGGGGGGAAAAACAAUCCGAAGCUUAUCAGAGGCCUUGAAGAGCAUCAAAGUACUAAAACAGCAAUUACAGGGCCGGAGUGACAAGACCUUUGAUGACCAGGGCUCUAGGGGAUUCCUCCACUUAGCCGACUUGUCUAUUUCUUUUCUGCAGGUCUGGUUUCAGAACCGAAGAGCUAAAUGCCGAAAGCAAGAGAAUCAGAUGCACAAAGGAGUUAUUUUGGGAACUGCAAGCCACUUAGAUGCCUGCAGGGUAGCCCCUUACGUUAAUAUGGGAGCCUUGAGAAUGCCUUUCCAACAGGUCCAGGCACAGCUGCAGUUAGAAGGCGUGGCCCACGCACACCCUCAUCUGCAUCCCCACCUGGCUGCCCACGCCCCCUACCUGAUGUUCCCACCGCCUCCCUUCGGGCUCCCCAUCGCCUCCUUGGCUGAGUCAGCCUCCGCUGCCGCCGUGGUGGCCGCCGCUGCCAAGAGCAACAGCAAAAACUCGAGCAUCGCUGACCUGCGGCUCAAGGCCCGGAAACAUGCCGAGGCCCUGGGGCUCUGACCCCCCGCGCCACGUGUGACAUGGAACGGACUGGAACUCCCUCCUCCCCUUCUCUUCUCUCUCUCGUUUUCUCCUCCUUCCUCUACUCCAAGCGCCAGCAACACCGGGACUUGACCCUUCGCAUUCUCUCGCCCCUCUCCCCAGUUGGUUCUCUCUUCAUCCCUAAUGUCCUGGCCUGGGCUCCCCCGCAACCAUCGGCUUUUUGUUCUUGAAACACUUCCACCGAGUGCUUUGACAGACUCAAGGACCCAGGAAUGCACGCUCUGAGCCAAAAGGCUCCUCGCUCACUUUGGACCCUAGUUGGUUCUGAAGAGUUUGGGUUCCAGCAUUUCUCCUUCUCUCUGGCACUUGGUGCUCUUAAUACAAUUAAAACAGGAGGCAGUGAUGGGCCUGAAAUCAGCCUGAGUUCUAAUUAAGAGUCACCUUAUUCAAAACAAAAACAAACAAAAAAACA
Messenger RNA from Gracilinanus agilis (Agile Gracile Mouse Opossum), 1297 nucleotides. RefSeq lists its product as uncharacterized. The transcript has 5 exons. The record is from RefSeq and is a predicted model, not a curated record. Bases 1 to 843 code for a protein of 280 amino acids. Gene Ontology annotation, molecular function: DNA-binding transcription factor activity, RNA polymerase II-specific; sequence-specific double-stranded DNA binding. Gene Ontology annotation, biological process: regulation of transcription by RNA polymerase II. Lineage: Eukaryota; Metazoa; Chordata; Mammalia; Didelphimorphia; Didelphidae. Gene Ontology annotation, cellular component: nucleus.